AUCUAUGGCUAUGGAAUGUCAAACUAGUAGCCUAAGUUUUCACUUUUUAAUUUAAAUGAAAUAUUUCACAUAGUAGAAAUAUAAAAUUAAGGAGUUUAAUUAAAAAAAGUGAUUAUUACUAUAACGUUACCUACAUAAGUACUCAUUAAUCUACGAUUAAAGAAAAUUAAACAUGGGUUUUAUUUUCUAUAUUAUAAGUAAGAAUGCGGUGAAGUGAGUUUUAUGAUACGGUGAUAUUGAACAUAAUAUUAAAAGAAAACACUAACAUGGAGUUCACAAGUUUAAUUUUACGUCUUACAAAAAACAUAUGUCGUACGUGUUUAGGAGAACUCGAUGCUAAUGAUCCCACCAUGUUUAUGAAUAUUCAAGAUUUGAUUGAACACGAAAUGAAUAAAAUUAAACUAAUUGAUAUAUUGGUUUUCUUAAAUUGUUUGGAAAAUAAUGAUGAAGAAAACUGGCCUCAAGGAAUGUGUGCAUCAUGUGUAUCUACUGCUUUACUUGCUUAUAAUUUUAAGUUAAAUUGCUUAAAAGCGAAUGUAACUCUUUCUCAAAUAUUUACAGUCAGAUCAACUUCAAACCAAUUGCCUCGAUCUGAUAUUGAUUCAAUAGAUAUAAAUGUUGUUUACCAGGACCAUGAAUAUGAUGUACCUCUUUUUAGUCAUCAUGCAUCACUUGAUUUUGAGCCAGAAGUUUCUGAAAGUAAGGAGCUCACACCUUUGCCUCCGGUGACUGAAAUUGCAUCUACUGAAAGACUUCCUUUAAAGGAGGGGGACAAGAGAUACACAUGUAGUUUAUGUUCCAAAUCCUUUACGAGAGUACAUAACUUGAGGUAUCACAUGGCUAAGCACAAUGAUUUUCGGAGAUAUCUGUGCCCAAAAUGUGGUAAAGGUUUUCACACAUCCAGUGGGCUGAGGCAACACUUAUUGUCUCAUAUCGAUGUUAACCAAUUCAAGUGUGGUUUUUGUAAUAAAACAUAUAAGUCUAGACAAUCAUUGAAAGAGCACUUUCGAGUAGCACAUUCUAGUAAUCGGAAGUUGUUUGUCUGUGUUACAUGUGGUAAAAGAUUUACAGCAAAGUCAACGUUAAUGAUGCAUAUUAAAAGUCAUAAAGGUUUAAAAGAAUUUCCUUGUACCGAUUGUUCUAAGUCAUACACCAGGGCAUCUUACUUGCGAGCUCAUAGACUGAGUCAUUUAGGUCAAGAGAAGCCAAAGCCAUUUGUUUGCAUGUAUAAAGACUGCAAUAGAAACUUUGCUACCAAACAUUCAUUAGUCGUACAUAUAGCUCAUUCUCACACAGUGGAUAGACCACACAAAUGUAAUAUAUGUUUCAAAGGAUUUGCCACUUCUUCAGGUUUGAAAGUCCACAAGGAAUCUCACGCAAACACAAAAGUUUCAUGUAGUAUUUGUGAUAAAAAACUAUCAAAUAAAAGAGUUUUGCAAAAACACAUGAGGGCACAUGAUACUAAAAAUUAGAUUGCCUUUGCAAUUGCAAUUUUUCUUAGCU
Messenger RNA from Vanessa atalanta (red admiral), 1503 nucleotides. Its product is annotated as gastrula zinc finger protein xLCGF3.1-like. Gene Ontology annotation, molecular function: RNA polymerase II cis-regulatory region sequence-specific DNA binding; DNA-binding transcription factor activity, RNA polymerase II-specific; zinc ion binding. Gene Ontology annotation, cellular component: nucleus. The record is from RefSeq and is a predicted model, not a curated record. Bases 267 to 1472 code for a protein of 401 amino acids. Gene Ontology annotation, biological process: regulation of transcription by RNA polymerase II. Lineage: Eukaryota; Metazoa; Arthropoda; Insecta; Lepidoptera; Nymphalidae. The transcript is spliced from 2 exons.